UGCACGACUCGAGACGUGGAUAUUUUCUUCACACACAUGAACAACGCGCGCUACCUCCGAGCGCUAGACUUCUCCCGCAUCCACUUCUAUGACCGUACGGGGCUCUACGAGAAGCUCGCGGCUGUCAAAGGCGCGGCCCUGAUGGGCGCUAGUACUAUACGCUACAGGAGGCCGCUUGACAUAUUCAGCCUUUACAAAAUAGAGACCAAGAUGUUAUGCUGGGACGAAAAGACGAUCUUCCUCGAGCACAAAUUCAUCACGUUGAAGGACAACUUUGUGCGCGCCAUAGUCCUUUCACGGACGCACAUAGUCGGUCUCGACCUACCGAAGGCCAUGGCGGACGUCCUCGAAGCAAACAACAUGAAAACCUUUCCAGAGGAGGUGGUCCAGUGGCAACAGUGCUUGGAGACUGCGAGCGCUAGACUUAGGAAGAAGGAUUAGAGUAGGUAAUGGUAAAGACUGAUGUAUUUAUUGUUCUGAGUUGGGUUUGGGCUGGGUCAUUUUUUUUGACCCGGAGUCGCGUUAUGCCGGACGAAAGUUAAAACUGAUUCUGCGACUAUAAAAUAUAAUCAGCCAGUCUGUUAUAGAGCGACGAUGAAAUGAAAAAUGUCCGGCCAUGAAAAGGCGGUAUUAAUAGAAGGAAUUUAUGCUUAUUUAAUUGUAAUUGUUUGGCAGGGUACUUAAUAUUGUUUACUUGUUAAUUCUGAUUUAUUGGUUACGUGUAAACUAGUCAUUCCCGUCCCGAAUUACCAAUAAUACACCGGCUUGGAUAUUGAUUGCGAGGAAAAGCCUUUACCUAGCAGUUGAACGCAAAUACGGGUUAGUAGAAUGAGGAAAGCAAAUGUUGAUUUGUUUGUCUUUAGCUUUAAGCCAAGACUGCUACGAUAAAGGUAAGCAUUAGACAAGAAACAUAAGUAGUUGUUGCCGUGCCUACUUUAAACACAGUCGUAGAUUGGACAUUUGCGAGGCGAAUUCUUGUUCCAAUUAAAAAGUCGCAGGCUUUAGUCGGUGCAGUGCUUUCUUCAGUUAAAUAGGUACAUAAAGCUGUAAUGAUUGUUGGACCAACGAGAUUGGCAACUGCAAAGUUAGUGUGAUAAUGAACAAAACAAAAGAUGUGUUAAAAUGUGAGUUACUAUUUUGGGACUUAAACGGAGAUUAUCAGUGCCUAUACUAAAAUUGAUGGGCCCACAUUUCACGUGAUUGAUUUAUUGUUCUUUGAUUGCUCUUUUGUGAAAUAGGAAUAUUAGGAUUUUAAAAUUAUGAUCUUGAUUCGAAAUUUGUCUUAGUGCAUCUC
Cydia splendana is the source of this 1294-nucleotide messenger RNA. RefSeq names its product protein THEM6-like. The record is from RefSeq and is a predicted model, not a curated record. Bases 37 to 441 code for a protein of 134 amino acids. The transcript has 2 exons. NCBI's taxonomy places the organism in Eukaryota, Metazoa, Arthropoda, Insecta, Lepidoptera, Tortricidae.